This is a messenger RNA of Clupea harengus (Atlantic herring), 3094 nucleotides long. It is a transcript of the gene phldb3, whose product is annotated as pleckstrin homology-like domain, family B, member 3. The record is from RefSeq and is a predicted model, not a curated record. Lineage: Eukaryota; Metazoa; Chordata; Actinopteri; Clupeiformes; Clupeidae.
ACACCAACCCCUUUUCCCCUUCCAUUCUUGUUCUACCCGCCCCCUGCGCUCGUUCACAUGCAUUCCUCUCCACCUGUUUGAAACCGACAAAUUCAACUGUGAUCUGUUAUGUUCUCGGUAGAACGAUAGAGAUACUUCAUUCAGCCACAGAAGGGAGUGUGAAGAUACGAAGGAAAAGAGAUACAGGCUUGAGAAAGUCCUCGAACUUUACACUCUCUGGGAAGCGAAAGCAGUGGGUAGCCUAAGUGCCAGCCUACGACUUUAUAUCGAAUUACGCGUGAAGGGAUAUAUUUUUGGAAAUAAAGGAACAAUUCCACUUCUCGUUGAUGUACAAUUGUUGGAGCUGAGAGAAAAGGAAGUUGUGGUGCAGGUAUGAAAGAGAUUCCUAGACACGGUAUGGACUCGCCGAGGAGCCAAUGGGAGCCCGUCAGGAAGCCUCCAUGGAUCGCCCGAUUGACUGGAGGGAGGAGCCCGGCCUCCUCGGGGGCGGAGUCGGACACAGAGGGCAGCAGCACGGAGAGUGAAAAGUCCCGCUCAAGACACUCCGACUCGGGUUCUAUGAAGGUCGCGACCUCUCCGUCUAUGUUGCAGCAGCGAAUCACAGAGAUCGACCAGCAGAGGGAGGAGCUUAAGAUUGAGCUGCAGCUGGAGAUUGCGCUGCUGCAGGGGGAGCUGCAGACGGAGCGGGCGCUCCUGUGCAGGGACACGCAGCAGCUGCAGGCGCUGCAGGAGCACGGCACCCAGAGGGGGACGGGCAGACGGGCCUCCAGACAGAAGGAGCACGUGCGUUUGGAAGAGGAGCGGGAGCGUGUGGAGGAGCUGAAAAGGAGGUGUGAGGAGCAGGAGAGACUCAUUCCCUCCCAGCCGGAGAGCCAAAGAGAGCAGCUGCUGCUCCAGCUGCAACAGGAGAAGGAGGCAGCGGAGGCUGCUGCUCGGGCCUUUGAGGACUGGGAGUUCCGUGUCCUGGAGCAGGAGAGUGGGAUCGACAGCGAGCCAGUGGAGGGAGAGAAGGAGAGCAAGAGCAAAGGAGAGAUGGAGAGGGACGUCUACAGACAGCAGCACGCUGUCAGCAAUACACAGGAGCGGGUCCAACAACUGGAGAAGCAGUUGAGAGAGAUGGAGAGAGAGAAGGAUAGGCAGAUGAAUGCACUGAGGCAAGAGAGACGAGAGCUGCUGCAUGCAUGUCAAAGGAUUUUGAAAGAGAAGAAACCACUUUCCAAUUGGGCCAAUAUCCCCGGCUCCACCCCCUGCAUGAUGUCGAUGUCCCCGCUAACCAAUCACAAAGUAGCACAGGAGAGCAGCAAGGACACGGCCAGUCUGCCCCGCAGACGCACAACUCAUCGGGGGAAAGUCUCAGACAGACCCCUCUCCACGCAGGGCAUAGUGAGGAUGCACCACGACGGCCUGUCCCCAGAGAUGAUGACGCCCCCACGGCCCCUCUCCUCUUCCUCCCAUCGCCACAGCAACGGCCACGCCAACGGCCACUGGAACACCUAUGGCUACGGCAACGGUUUCCUCACGCCGUGCAACAGCGCCAACAGCUCGCGGGCCCCCAGUCCAAGUCUACUUGAUCUUGUUGAGAUUGAGAGGAAACUACGUGAGGCAAAAGCAGAGAGGGAGCGUUUACUAAAGGAAAGGGAGGAAUGGCGGCAGCAGGCCACAGACGACAGGCAGCAGAAGGAGCUGGAGUCCCUCAGCACAGAGGGGGAGCAGGCCAAGAGCGAGGUCACGGCAGAGACAGACGCAGAGGAGCUACCUCUCAGCACCCCACUCCCAAACUCCCCAGAGCAGGGUGUCCCUCUGUCCUUCUCGCCGAACUUUGACCUCCGUGCUCACGUUGAGUCUUUGGGGCACGGCGUGGCCAGCUGUUUGGGCGUCCGGCUGUUGCCACGGCGAUGCGGAGGCUUCCUGACGAAGCGUGGCGGGCGGGUGAAGACCUGGAGGAGGAGGUGGUUCCUGUUCGACCUGGACCACCGCAGAUUAGCCUACUAUACUGACCAAGAUGAGAAGAAGCUGAAGGGAGUCAUCUACUUCCAGGCCAUAGAGGAAGUCUAUUAUGACCACUUACGCACAGCCACCACAUCUCCUCGACCAAGUCUGACGUUUUGUGUGAAGACGUACGAGCGGCUCUUCUACCUGGUCGCUCCGAGCCCCGAGGCCAUGAGAAUCUGGAUGGACGUCAUAGUUACAGCAACAGACGAGCACUGCAGGUACUGACAGGUGACUCUCGCCACGGACAAGUCAGGGGAAGGAACCUUCUCCCGAACUUCCACUACAGCCACCCUGGUUAGGCAUCUGCUAGGCCAGCCAAGGAGCUCUGGGUCCAGUGGGCCCUCAGAGGGACAGAGGGGAGUCAGCGCCAGCCCCGGGACUUAUGAUAUACAGUCCAUAUUUCUGCACUUCACAUGUCUACACAUGCGGGUCCCCUUGGGGACCUGGAGAACUUCUUUUCCCUCUGUUUUUGAGUCGGAGAGAGCGCAGAGUGCUGUCCCUGUGCUGUGCCUCCUCCCUCCUCCCUCCUCCUCUUCUGGAAAGUCCCAUUUGCGUUCCACAGGGUCUUGGCAUGAGGACGUCACAAAAAUGCAGAGACCUUUGGGACUGGGAUUCCAUCAUGGGCAGAGGGUGAGAAAGAACAGAGGAGACUGAUGUCCACUGAGAGGCCUUAGGCUGGUAUUUAUGUUUACAUGAACCUAAUGGAAGGGGUGUUUUGAGGACAAAGAAUGACACGGGGUUAUGAGGAGCCGGGUUACAGAGUGCCAAAUGGAGCAGGAAACACAAAGUCAGCUUCCAGCUGCUUCGCUGAUGACUGGGUCUUUCUGUGGUGUGGUUGGCCUGUCCACAGGGCUCACACUGUUUAGAAAGGUGGUGUUUGAGCUCCCUCUAGUGGUGCUGCCAAGUAUAACUUGUUUCCCCUUAAAGAGCACAUACACAAAUACUACAGUACAUCUCUGCUGACAAGAUAAAGGAUUGAUCUUUUAGGUCUGUCAGCACUGUACAGUGUAAGGUUAUUAUUAUUAUUAUUAUUAUUAUUAUUAUUGUGUGUUGUUGUUAUUGUUGGUGUUUUUAAGUGUAAUAAAAACUUUUGUGAAAACAA